Molecule: messenger RNA, 1658 nt
Organism: Bombyx mori (domestic silkworm)
Lineage: Eukaryota; Metazoa; Arthropoda; Insecta; Lepidoptera; Bombycidae
Product: lysophospholipase-like protein 1
Exons: 4
Coding region: 178-1545 (455 amino acids)
Biological process (GO): protein depalmitoylation
Cellular component (GO): cytoplasm
Molecular function (GO): palmitoyl-(protein) hydrolase activity; carboxylic ester hydrolase activity
Source: RefSeq, a predicted model, not a curated record
AAAAAUGACAGAGUCAAAAUUACUGUUAUUGAUGUUGAUUUACACUAUUUACGUUUAUUUAUUUUUUAUAUUUUAGAAUACUAUGUAUCUGCGAAAACUCUUUGAUCAUAUCGAAUUUCUUCAUUCUGUUUAAAUAUUUAAUUUCCUUGGUUGUCACCUAGACUACUUUUUCCACAAAUGGCCUUCAACUUGGAAAGCCGGUUUCCUAAGGCCCCAAAAUACGUUACACUUCUGGAUCCUGGAGCUUAUCAAAUAAGUGAUACUGAUACUAAAAAAUGGAACAAAAUUGCAUUUAAUUCAUCUACUCCGCGAAAUAUUCGCAAUGAAAAGAAAUUAUGGACGCACGCCAUUUAUAAUCCUGAAUACAGGAAAAAAAUACCAAAUUGCCCAAGUAUGAUGUCACGACAGCCACGUUUUCCAUAUGAAAGCUAUACCAAAUUUGAUUUGGUAGAAGAGUUUCUUUGCAACUGCGGAGUAGAUAAUGUCUGUACUUGUUCAAUGAAAACAGAAUUGGUCGACAGUGUAAAAUGCCAAGGGAAAAUUCCAAAACGUAUAUUUAAAGGCCUCACACUACAAUCCGCAGUAAGUGCUGAUUAUCAAUCAGAACCACCAGUAUCAAAAAGUAUCAAUAUUAAUACUACUGGCUUCAAUGGUUUUUCAACUGAUUUUUAUAGAGGAUGGAAAUGGAGUAAAUGGACUUCUCCACGCUUAAAAUACUCAAUUGACCAGAGCCCUGGACCUGGAUACUAUGAUAUCGAAAAAGAACCAGAUAAAACGAAACUUUGUGCUGAGCAGUGUAGAUUUCACAAACGUAAAAAAUCAAAACAACUUCGUUUUAUCGAAAUGAUUCAGGAAAGAAAUAUAAUUGAAGGGAGGCCAGGACCAACUGAUUAUGAUCCAAAAGAAAUUAAAGCGGGAGAACAAAAUAUAACAUUUGGAUCCACAGGGGCUGAUAUCAAAGAAUGGGUUAGAUUAAUGGUUGAACAGUUUUCUUUUCCACAUGUGAAAGUUUUGUUUCCGACUGCACCCUUGCAGCCAUACACGCCUGCCGGUGGUAUGAUGAGCAAUGUUUGGUUUGAUAGAGCUAAUAUUACACCAGAUGUUCCUGAAAAACUGGACUCAUUAGCCAGAAUUGAAACUGAAGUAAAGAAUCUUAUAAAAACUGAAAAUGAUGCUGGAAUACCCAGUGAUAGGAUUAUAGUUGGUGGAUUUUCCAUGGGAGGUGCACUGGCUUUUCACACUGGCUACAGAUGGGAUAGAAAACUGGCUGGGGUGUUUGCAUUCAGCUCCUUCUUAAAUUAUAAUUCAGCCGUUUAUGAUGAAUUGAAAAAUAACACAGGUGUAACAUAUCCACCCUUGCUGCAAAUUCAUGGUAACCAGGACGAUUUAGUACCCCUGAAAUGGGGAGAGGAAACAUAUCAGAAGUUGAAAAGUCUUGGAAUUCAGGGAAGUUUUUUCGUUCAAGAAAGAUUGGGGCACUCGUUGAAUAGACGAGGCAUUAAGAUUAUUAAAGAUUGGAUCGAUGAAAAGUUGCCUAAUUCAUAACAUACUAAUGUUCAUAAAAUUUUAUGGUUGCCGUAGUGAUUUUUAAUAUUAUAAUGUUGUUAUUGAAUAAUUUGUAAUUUCUCUAUGUAUAAAUGUUUUAUCAGUUCCUUAAA